This is a messenger RNA of Hyla sarda, 5811 nucleotides long. RefSeq names its product DNA topoisomerase II alpha (gene TOP2A). The record is from RefSeq and is a predicted model, not a curated record. Gene Ontology annotation, biological process: sister chromatid segregation; DNA topological change; resolution of meiotic recombination intermediates. Gene Ontology annotation, molecular function: DNA topoisomerase type II (double strand cut, ATP-hydrolyzing) activity; DNA binding; ATP binding. The coding region runs from base 138 to 5240 and encodes 1700 amino acids. Gene Ontology annotation, cellular component: nucleus. The transcript is spliced from 38 exons. NCBI's taxonomy places the organism in Eukaryota, Metazoa, Chordata, Amphibia, Anura, Hylidae.
CUGGCCGCGGAUUGGUUGAGGCUUUUCGGCGGGUUAAAGUUGGUUCAGUAACGGCCAAAUCUCAGUACCGGGCGGGGAAGCGACAGGUCCAGUGCCGGAAUUGCUUAGCGGUCGUCGGUUUUGUGUAACGCGUCAAGAUGGAGACCGAACCCCUUCAUCCUCUCUUUGAGAACAAGUCCGCAGUGGAUAAAGUCAAGAAAGCUGAUAACAAGCGCCUUUCUGUUGAGAGGAUUUACCAAAAGAAAACUCAGUUGGAGCAUAUCUUGCUCCGUCCUGAUACCUACAUUGGCUCUGUAGAGCCUGUAACACAGCUAAUGUGGGUGUAUGAUACAGAGGAAGGACUAAACUGCAGAGAAGUGACAUUUGUCCCUGGCCUGUAUAAGAUUUUUGAUGAAAUCUUAGUAAAUGCGGCUGAUAACAAACAGAGGGAUCAAAAAAUGUCAUGCAUUAAGGUCACAAUUGACCCAGAGAACAACAUAGUCAGUGUGUGGAAUAACGGGAAGGGUAUCCCUGUUGUUGAGCACAAAGUGGAGAAAGUUUUUGUCCCUGCUCUUAUCUUUGGACAACUGUUGACUUCCAGUAACUAUGAUGACGAGGAGAAAAAAGUUACAGGUGGUCGAAAUGGAUAUGGUGCGAAAUUAUGUAACAUCUUCAGUACAAAGUUUACUGUGGAAACUGCAUGUAGGGAAUACAAGAAAAUUUUUAAACAGACGUGGGGCAAUAACAUGUCUAUUGCUGGGGAGCCUAAAAUCAAGCCUUUUGAUGGGGAAGACUAUACCUGCAUCACUUUUCAACCAGAUCUCAGCAAAUUUAAAAUGCAAAAUUUGGACAAGGACAUUGUGGCACUUAUGUCUCGGAGAGCCUAUGAUGUGGCAGGAGCUGCCAAGGGGGUGAAGGUGUUCCUGAAUGGCAAGAGACUGCCUGUGUCUGGCUUCCGCAGUUAUGUGGAAAUGUAUGUUAAAGAAAAGUUAGAUGAGACUGGUAACCCUUUAAAAGUCGUCCAUGAAUCUGUGAACGAUCGAUGGGAAGUUUGCUUAACUAUGAGUGAAAAGGGCUUCCAGCAAGUCAGCUUUGUCAACAGUAUUGCUACCACAAAGGGUGGUAGACAUGUUGACUAUGUUGCUGAUCAGAUUAUUGCCAAAAUUAUUGAUGUUGUGAAGAAGAAGAAUAAAGGUGGCAUUUCAGUGAAGCCAUUUCAGGUAAAAAAUCACAUGUGGAUUUUUGUGAAUUCACUGAUCGAGAAUCCAACUUUUGACUCUCAGACAAAGGAGAACAUGACGUUGCAAUCGAAAAGCUUUGGAUCUAAAUGUUCUUUGUCAGAAAAAUUCAUUAAAGCAGCAACUGGCUGUGGUAUUGUGGAAAGCAUUUUAAACUGGGUAAAGUUUAAAGCACAAAUUCAGCUGAAUAAGAAGUGUUCUGCAGUAAAGCACACAAAGAUCAAGGGGAUCCCCAAACUAGAUGAUGCUAAUGAUGCAGGCAGCAAACACUCUGGGGAUUGCACACUCAUUCUUACUGAAGGAGAUUCAGCCAAGACAUUGGCUGUUUCUGGCUUGGGUGUUGUUGGAAGAGAUCGCUUUGGUGUGUUCCCGUUGAGAGGCAAACUUUUAAAUGUCCGAGAAGCUUCACACAAGCAAAUUAUGGAGAAUGCCGAGAUAAACAACAUUAUAAAGAUUGUUGGUCUGCAGUAUAAGAAAAACUAUGAAGAUUCAGAGUCCCUGAAAAGUCUUCGCUAUGGAAAGAUCAUGAUUAUGACAGAUCAGGAUCAAGACGGCUCCCAUAUAAAAGGCUUGCUGAUCAACUUCAUACAUCACAACUGGCCGUCACUGCUGAAACACCGUUUUCUGGAGGAGUUCAUCACUCCUAUUAUUAAGGUCACAAAAAAUAAGCAGGAAAUGGCUUUCUAUAGUAUCCCUGAAUUUGAGGAGUGGAAGAACACCACUGACAGUCACAAGACCUGGAAAAUAAAGUACUACAAAGGUCUGGGGACCAGCACGUCUAAAGAGGCAAAAGAAUAUUUUGCGGAUAUGGAGAAACAUCGCAUUCCGUUCAAAUACAGUGGCCCCAUAGAUGAUGCUGCGAUCACCUUGGCCUUUAGCAAAAAAAAAGUUGAUGACCGUAAGGAAUGGCUGACAAACUUCAUGGAAGACAGGAGGCAGAGAAGGCUUCAUGGUUUACCAGAGGAUUACCUAUAUGGAAAAGCCACAAACUACUUGACCUACAAUGACUUUAUUAACAAGGAGCUGAUUCUGUUCUCCAACUCUGACAAUGAACGUUCCAUCCCAUCCUUGGUCGAUGGUUUGAAGCCAGGUCAGAGAAAAGUCCUGUUCACUUGCUUCAAGAGAAAUGAUAAGCGAGAAGUGAAGGUUGCCCAGUUGGCUGGUUCUGUAGCUGAAAUGUCUGCAUAUCAUCAUGGUGAGACUUCCCUGAUGAUGACUAUAAUAAACUUGGCCCAGAACUUUAUGGGCAGCAACAAUAUCAACCUCUUGCAACCUAUAGGUCAGUUUGGUACUAGAUUGCAUGGUGGUAAAGAUGCUGCCAGCCCUCGAUACAUCUUCACAAUGCUAAGCACACUUGCCCGUCUUCUCUUUCCCGUCAUGGAUGACAGUGUCCUUAAGUUCAUAUAUGACGAUAACCAGAAGGUUGAACCUGAGUGGUAUAUUCCCAUUAUACCCAUGGUACUGGUAAAUGGUGCGGAGGGGAUUGGCACUGGUUGGUCUUGCAAAAUCCCUAAUUAUGAUGUUCGUGAGAUAGUAAACAAUAUCCAGAAAAUGUUGGCUGGUGAGGAGCCUCAACCUAUGCUCCCAAGCUACAAGAACUUCAAAGGCGUCAUCCAAGAGCUUGGUCCAAACCAGUACAUAAUCAAUGGUGAGAUUUCAGUGUUAGAUUCAACCACUAUUGAAAUCUCUGAGCUCCCAGUCAGGACAUGGACACAGAAUUACAAAGAGCAAGUGCUGGAACCUAUGUUGAAUGGGACAGAAAAGACUCCUGCACUGAUCACUGACUACAAAGAAUAUCACACAGACACCACAGUCAAGUUCAUUAUUAAGAUGACAGAGGAGAAGUUGACUCAGGCCGAAGCUGCUGGCUUGCACAAAGUCUUUAAGCUUCACACCCCCCUUACCUGUAACUCUAUGGUUCUCUUUGACCACACAGGAUGUCUGAAGAAAUAUGAAACUACUCUUGAUAUUUUGCGCGAGUUUUAUGAACUGCGACUUCGCUUUUACGGUCUAAGGAAGGAGUGGUUGCUGGGAAUGCUCACUGCUGAAGCCUCUAAGCUGACCAAUCAGGCUCGCUUUAUCCUGGAAAAGAUCGAGGGCAAAAUUGUCAUUGAAAACAAGCCAAAGAAAGAACUUAUCCAGAUGUUGCAGCAGAGGGGUUAUGACUCUGAUCCAGUCAAAACAUGGAAACAAACUCAAGAAAAGGAAGAAGCUGGAGAGUUGAUUGAAGAAGAAGAAGCUGAAGCUACGGGCACUGGGCCAGAUUACAACUAUCUCCUGAAUAUGCCUAUGUGGUAUUUGACCAAAGAAAAGAAAGAUGAGCUGUGCAAGCAGAGAGAUACUAAGAUUGCAGAGCUUAAGGAUCUCCAAAGGAAGUCUCCUCCUGAUUUGUGGAAAGCAGACCUUGCUGCUUUUGCUGAAGAACUGGAUCGUGUUGAAGAAAAGGAUCGACUGGAGGAACAGCUUGGCAUUCAAGGCAAGGUGGUGAAGGGCAAAAGUGGAAGACCACAGAUGAAAAAGAUGCAGUUACAGGAGAUCUUGCCAUCACCCCAUGGGAGACGCAUCAUUCCUAGGAUCACAACAGCUAUGAAAGCAGAAGCUACGAAGAAGGUCCGAAAGAGAAUUAAGGAUGAAGACGUUGCUAAGAAGAUGGACUUUGGAGAUGACGAACAGCAGGAGAGCCCUGAGAACAGCCCGCAGAAUAGUCCUGAAAGCAUGUCUCUUACAGAAAGACUGGGCAAAAAAGUGAAAGCGGAGCCAGGCACAAAAGCAAUCAAAGGCAAGAAGCAGGCAACACUGCCAUUUAAACCGGUGAAAAAUGAGUCUAAAAGCCGCCUUAUGGAUUCAGACAGUGACUCUGAGCCAGAGGUGGUGGCUCCACGUGCUGUCCAGCCAAGACGGGCUGCUGCAAAUGUAAAGUAUGUAAUGGAUUCAGAUGAUGACAACACGAAUAAGCCUCCUGAAGAUAGUGAUAUUGACAGUGAUGCUCAGUUUGACCCCUGCGCACUUUCAGAUGAGUCUUUUGAAGUUCCCAAACCAGCCAAAAAGACUAAAGUGGUUGCCAAAAAGACUAAGAAAGAUCCAAGUCCAGACAAAGUUAAAGAAGCUGUUCCCGAAAAAGCACCAACAUUGUCCAAACCAGUGACAUCAGUUAUUGUCGACAGUGAUGAUGAGGCUCCAAUUAAACCACCAGUAACAGAGGUCACUGCACCAGCAGCCACCAAGAAAAAACUUCAUCCUGCACCAAAAAAAGCAGAUGGAGAGGAAGCUGCUCCUAAAAAGCGUAGCAAGAAGGCGGCAUCCACUGCUACAAAGAAGGCAAAUGUAAAGUAUCUAAUGGAUUCAGAUGACGACAACACGAAUAAGUCUCCUGAAGACAGUGAUAUUGACAGUGAUGCUCAGUUUGACCCCUGCGCGCUUUCAGAUGAUGAUGAGUCUUUUGAAGUUCCCAAACCAGCCAAAAAGACUAAAGUGGUUGCCAAGAAGACUAAGAAAGAUCCAAGUCCAGACAAAGUUAAAGAAGCUGUUCCAGAAAAAGCACCAACAUUGUCCAAACCAGUGACAUCAGUUAUGGUCGACAGUGAUGAUGAGGCUCCAAUUAAACCACCAGUAACCGAGGUCACUGCACCAGCAGCCACCAAGAAAAAACUUCAUCCUGCACCAAAAAAAGCAGAUGGAGUGGAAGCUGCUCCUAAAAAGCGUAGCAAGAAGGCGGCAUCCACUGCUACAAAGAAGGAUCAACCAUCCAUCUUGGAAGCGCUGACCAAGCCAAAGCCACCUGCCAAGACAACAAAACCACGCAAGAGGAAGAACUCAGAUUCUGACUCUGAUUCAGAUUUUGGUAUUAAGAAAACUAAACCAUCAAAGAAAUCAAAGGCAGUGGAUGACGAUGACUUUGAAUUGAGCAAAGACCUUUCGGAUUCAGAGGCCGGUGCCAGCAUUGCACCAGCUCGAUCCAGAACUGCUCGUGCAAAGAAGCCUAUGACUUAUAUAGAGGAUUCUGAUGAUGAUGACAUGUUCUAAUCCCUUUCCACACCGCUAUGUUUCUUGCUAACAGAUGAAGGCAGCUAGUAACUUUUCAAUAGCACUGCACAAAGGAAGAUCUUAUCAGUAUCUCACAAGAUGUUCUGCUGAAAAGUGACAUUUGUUUAUUCUAAAAUCUAAGAAUAGUUUUAAGCUUGUUGGGUUUUAGGCACUGCCAAGUUAUUUAUUACCACCCGCAUAUUUAUAACGACUCCAAAGUCUCUGUGGGUGUUCGGGCUGUUGGCAGUUUUUGACAUUUGUUCUGUUGGUACCCGCUCUUGAGAAUUUACAUAGAUUUUAAUCUUCUUUAUAUUCUCCAGCUGUAGCUCUGUACAGUAGUGAGUCUUUUGAGAAUCAGUCUGACUUUUUGACCUACAGGGGGGUAUUUUUAGAGUUUAGUCAGCCAGUUGGUAUAUGUCAUGUUUGCUGAUAAGUAUCUCAUUGAUACAGAUUUUAUUCGUCAACUGCACAUGGUCUCUUGAGAGGCACUUGCAUAUAUUUUUAUGUUGUCUGUACUGUCAUUCUAUUUGUCCGUUUUUCUUAACACUUUGUAAUAAAGACCCAAAAAGAA